This is a messenger RNA of Exserohilum turcica Et28A, 543 nucleotides long. RefSeq lists its product as uncharacterized. Bases 362 to 538 code for a protein of 58 amino acids. The record is from RefSeq and is a predicted model, not a curated record. The transcript has a single exon. Lineage: Eukaryota; Fungi; Ascomycota; Dothideomycetes; Pleosporales; Pleosporaceae.
CCACCUGGUGCCCAACAAUCAGUUGCUAGCCUGUUGAUCGCAUCCAUGCCCACACCAAGUGGCACCCUCUGUGGUUAUAGUUACCCACCAUAUAUACACCAUCGACCCCGUGGAUACAUGCAAGCGCGCCCGCUUUGCGAAGCUGCGUAGUCCAUCCUCCAGACUAACUUUUGCCAUGACUUCAGCUCGUGUGUGUGUGUGACUUUCCGCAUCCGUGGAUACCCUUUCACGCUUAACGCCAGCGCACCCGUUGGCCCUGCGUGGGUUAUUGCUUUUAAACCAUGUCAUGGUCAAUAUACCCUGGAACGUGUUGGACCGUCGACUGUUAUGUAUCACAUUGAGUAGCUCUCCGGAACCAAGAAUGUCCGGAUCAUGGAUGCAACUCACCGACAAUCAUACCUCUACACGAUUACGAGUAGACCCAAGCCUGUUGCGCCCACAGUCGUCGCCCACACCCAUGCUACUCCUUAAACACAGCCAAAUCAAAGGCUGUAACACUGCCGAAUAUACACCGUACACGGCUUAUGCGCAGGCAUAAUGGUU